Molecule: messenger RNA, 897 nt
Organism: Cylicostephanus goldi
Lineage: Eukaryota; Metazoa; Nematoda; Chromadorea; Rhabditida; Strongylidae
Source: the annotation of a GenBank genome assembly
CUGAUUCGAGUAGGUCGUAGCGAAUGUGUAGUCGUUAUCCGAGUGGACAAAGAUAAAGGUUAUAUUGAUCUAUCGAAGAGACGUGUCUAUUCGAAGGAUCUGAUAUUGUGUGAAGAGCGGUUCGCGAAAGCUAAGGCUAUCAACAGUAUCCUACGUCAUGUUGCCGAACAGUUGGGAUACGACAAAGACGAACAGUUGGAGGACUUGUAUAUGCGGACAGCAUGGCAUUUUGAUCGAAAAGAGAAGAAGAAGGCUGCUGCAUAUGACGUAUUCAAGCGUGCCAUAGCUGAUCCACAUGUGCUUGAUGAGUGUGAUAUAUCUCCCGAAAUUAGAGAAGCACUACUGGAAGACAUCAGGAAAAAGUUAACACCACAGGCUGUUAAAAUCCGAGCGGAUAUUGAAGUAGCCUGCUUCUCUUACGAUGGAAUCGAUGCUAUCAAAGAAGCUUUGAUUGCGGGAAAGAACUGCUCCACUGAUAUUAUGCCAAUCAAGUUCUUUAGUGAUCCACAUGUGCUUGAUGAGUGCGAUAUAUCCCCUGAAAUUAGGGAGGCCCUACUCGAAGAUAUCAGGAAAAAGUUAACGCCACAGGCUGUCAAGAUCCGAGCGGAUAUCGAAGUGGCAUGUUUCUCCUACGAUGGAAUCGAUGCAAUCAAAGAAGCGUUGAUUGCUGGAAAGAACUGCUCCACUGAUAUUAUGCCGAUCAAGAUCAACUUGAUAGCUGCUCCCCACUUCGUAGUCACUACACAAACGUUAGAUCGGGAGCAUGGAUUGACUGCAGUCAACGACGCGCUAAAUGUGGUAAAGGAGACGAUAGAGAAAUAUGGCGGGAAGUUUUCUAUAAAGGAGGAGGCACGCGUCGUGACCGAUGUUGAUGAUAAUGACAUCAAGAAGAAAUUA